AUGGCAAAUGGGGAUUACUUGCAAGCUGUGUAUAUGGUUGGAAAAAUUGUGGUGCCUAAACAAAGGAAUGAUUCUAGUUGGUCACCUCCCCCUCCUGGGGUUUUAAAAGUCAAUGUAGAUGGAGCUUUUUCUUCCUCUCGCGGCAUUGCCGCCUUUGGUGUAAUUGCCAGAGAUAGUAGUGGAAUUGCUCAAUUUUGGUGGUGUGGGAAAGUGAAGGUGUCUUCAGCUUGUGCGAUAGAGGCCUGGGCGCUACGGAUAGCUUGCAAUUCAGUAAUUGAAGCAGAUUAUUCUCAAGUGAUUUUCGAGUCUGAUAAUCAAGUGGUGAUUCAGAGCGUUCAAGGAAGAAUUAAUUGUCCAUGGGAAAUCUAUACUGUGGUGGAAGAUAUCAAAACUUGGGCUAAAGAAAGAAAUUGGUCCUUCACCUGGGCUGGUAGAAUGAAGAACAAGGCUGCUCAUUGGUUGGCUUCUUAUAGUAUUAGCAGCUGUUCUUCUAUUCAGUUGGGUUGUAUUCCGCUCGAUUUUGAUUCUAUUUUGCGUAAAGAUUGUAACUCGUGA
This is a messenger RNA of Rhododendron vialii, 555 nucleotides long. RefSeq lists its product as uncharacterized. Gene Ontology annotation, molecular function: nucleic acid binding; RNA-DNA hybrid ribonuclease activity. The transcript has a single exon. Bases 1 to 555 code for a protein of 184 amino acids. Lineage: Eukaryota; Viridiplantae; Streptophyta; Magnoliopsida; Ericales; Ericaceae. The record is from RefSeq and is a predicted model, not a curated record.